Molecule: messenger RNA, 660 nt
Organism: Meloidogyne enterolobii
Lineage: Eukaryota; Metazoa; Nematoda; Chromadorea; Rhabditida; Meloidogynidae
Source: the annotation of a GenBank genome assembly
AUGAAUGAAUCUCUAAUAAAUUCUAAGGGCGAAGUUGAAAAUGUUAAGGUUUCGGUUCGUUGUCGUCCACUCAGCAAACGGGAAAAAGAAAUUGGUUUCGUUCAACCAAUAGUUGAGGUUGAUUACACAGGAAAGUCAAUUCUCGUUGCGAGUUCAAACGGUCAAAGCGAUUUACUUAAAUGUUAUCAGUUUGAUGAAGUAUUUGGACCGGAUUCGUGUCAAUCUGAUGUUUACAAUUGUAUAGCUCGUCCAGUGGUUGAAAAUGUACUUGAGGGAUUUAAUGGAACGGUUUUUGCAUAUGGCCAGACUGGAACAGGGAAGACAUACACUAUGUCUGGGGAUCCAAAUAUAGGAGAACAAGGGAUUAUCCAAUAUUCAUUUGCACACAUUUUUAAUCAUAUUGCCGAAAGUGGACAUGAUAAAAGAUUUCUUGUCAGAAUUUCCUACAUGGAAAUAUACAACGAAGAAUUGCGUGAUUUGCUUGUUCGUACAGUCCCAGGAGCAGUACAGUCGUAUUUAGAGAUAAAGGAGCGUGCGGAUGUCGGUGUUUAUGUAAAGGAUUUAUUGAGUGUCACAGUUUCAAGUGCUGACCAAUGCAUGCGAAUUAUGCAGUUAGGCAACGCAAAUAGUUUAUUAAGGACUGACAAUAUUAUUUUAUAA